Messenger RNA from Botrytis byssoidea, 3582 nucleotides. RefSeq lists its product as uncharacterized. Gene Ontology annotation, molecular function: histone deacetylase activity. Gene Ontology annotation, cellular component: nucleus. The coding region runs from base 1 to 3582 and encodes 1193 amino acids. Lineage: Eukaryota; Fungi; Ascomycota; Leotiomycetes; Helotiales; Sclerotiniaceae. The record is from RefSeq and is a predicted model, not a curated record. The transcript has 2 exons.
AUGGCAUACUCAUCGCCAAACGGUGGCAGAAAUGCCAGCCCUUCGCCCGUCCAGUUGCCCUCCGCGAUAAGUAACAACGAUACUCCAAUAUCAAAUUCACUGAGACGCCUUUCAAUCAGUAACGCUUCUAGAACUGGUCUUCCAAUUUCACCUCCCACUUCUUCUACAAGAGCUACAUCAUAUGGGGGUCAUUCAAAUCUCUAUCCAUCACCAAGUGGUAGAAGCCCCGUGCUUCCAAGCCCCUUACGCCGAAGUUCCAGUACUGCGAGUUUCGACCAACGUCGCUCAUCUACUUCACAUCUCUCUCGGAAACCGUCUCUAAAUUCACUUAACGGUGGAGGUCUAACUCCAAACAAAAAUUCAAUAAAUAGAAGAUCAUCUACACAAUUUGCACACAGGUCACCAUCUGUCAUGGGUAGUAAAUCACUCCUCUCCCAAAGGGAGGAAGAAAUGCGUGAACCCUCGCCGCGACAUACUGCAGCAUCCAUCGCAAGCUCGCAUUUCAAGUCGGAAUUGGAUUUACAAGAUAAGAAUGAUGGCUCAAGAUCUGCAGAGACAAUUGUUAUACUUCACGACUCCGUUUAUGGACAUCGCUUUUCCCGGCCCAAAACUUCAAGAACUGGUUUGAGUACAAUUGUCGAAAGACCCGAAAGAAUUCAUGCUAGCAUACUCGGAUUGUCUGUAGCAUAUGUACGACUGGGCGAAAGACAUUCCGAGGGUCGCUAUCCUCUUCAUCCUGGCAUGGAAGCUUCUGCGGUACCUAGCACACCCUUUCGCAUACGCAAAACUACUCGUCGAAUGUCUUUAUCCUCGCAAGCGAUCACAAAUGUACAUGGAGUAAAGUGGAUGGAGGAGUUAAAGAUUAUGUGUGAUAAUGCGGAAGCCAAGCUUGCUAUGAAUGGAAAAGAAUUGGCUAGACCUGAGAUGAAUCGAGGUCCAAAUGAAGCACCUCCUUCAAAGUUUCACGAGGGUGAUCUCUAUCUGUGUGCGGAGUCUUUGGACGCGAUGGAGGGUGCGCUGGGUGCUGUAUGUGAGGGUGUUGAUGCUGUUUUUGAAGGCUCUUCUACCGGAUUCGGACCACGCCGAAGUUUUAUAGCGAUAAGACCUCCUGGACAUCAUUGUUCAGCUAGUUAUCCUUCUGGAUUCUGUUGGUUGAAUAAUGUCCAUGUUGGUAUUUCACAUGCUUCUCUCACUCACGGUUUAACUCAUGCGGCUAUUAUUGAUUUUGAUCUUCAUCAUGGAGAUGGAUCUCAAGCAAUCACUUGGGAACAUAACGCUCGUGCUAAUGGAUUGGCUAAGAAUGCAUUACCGUGGAAGAAGACUUCGAUUGGAUAUUUCAGUCUCCAUGAUAUUAAUUCAUACCCAUGUGAGAUGGGUGACGAGGAGAAAGUCAAGAAUGCUAGUCUUUGUAUUGAAAAUGCACAUGGUCAAAAUAUUUGGAAUGUUCACUUACAACCAUGGAAAACUGAAGAAGGAUUCUGGGAACUGUACGAAUCAAAGUAUUCGGUACUACUCGAGAAGACACGAAACUUCUUACGCACACAAUACGAGAGGCUUCAAACAUCACCUAAUGGACCAAAACCAAAAGCUGCAAUUUUCUUAUCAGCUGGUUUUGACGCCAGUGAGUGGGAGAGUUCUGGCAUGCAACGCCAUAAAGUCAACGUUCCAACCGAGUUUUAUGCUCGUCUAACCCGAGAUGUCGUGAAACUUGCAGCUGAGGAAGGUACAGGGGUAGACGGAAGGAUUAUUAGUGUUCUUGAGGGUGGUUACAGUGAUCGUGCUUUGUGUACCGGGGUUUUGAGUCAUCUUAGUGGUUUGUCAGGAAGUGAUCCUGUAGCUCAUACCGAAAAGGCAUUCACAGGUCUAAACUUUGAAAUGGGACAGAGACUUGGUGUAGAUCCAUUGAGUCCUGGACCGCCAUCUCCUUAUGGUUUCAUGCCAUAUGAUCCGUUAUGGUGGUCUCAAGGUCGAUUGGAACAACUUGAUGCUGCUAUGAAUAGUGCACCAGUCCCCGAGGAGCCAAAAGUUCAAAAACCUGCAGGACCUCCAGGAAAUUUUGCAUCUCCUACACAAUCCUUCAUUGCUAAAGUUGUCAAUACUCCUACUGCGCAACGUAGUGUAUCGACGAUGGGUAUGAGAAAUGGAGUGCCAGUUCCAAGAUCUUCACCUCCUAGGCCACCUACUCCUCCACCACCCGAUGUUCAUUGGACAGUUGCAGCUCAUGAAUUGAGUAAAUUGCUUAUUCCAACUGAUAGACAGACGAAGAGUUGUCAAUGGGAAGAUCUUGCUGCCGAAGCUACAAAAGCAAGAAAAGAACGUCAAUCAUUAGCAAACUCUGAAGGCGCCCAACAACCUGCCAUUCCGGAGCCUGCUAAUGCCAGAAUGUCUUUACGAACAAGAAAACCUCCACCAAAAUUGCUUGAUAGCAUCGAGAAGGAUGAGGCCAAAAAGCCUGCUGCAAAAUCAAACCGUCGAAGAACCGUUCCCAGCACCGCUGCUUCCCCUGUACACAAAGGUCCUCCCGCUCCAAGCACCAGUCAAACAUCCGAUGCGAACUCUAGUCAAUCAACGCAAAAGUCUGUUAGGAGACUUAGCGCCGCAUCUAUAUCCACCACUGCGGCAAUGCCUCCUCCUUCUCGCCCGGUACCUGCUGCUAAUAGAGCGCCAUCACUUCCUCAAAGACCGAGUAGUUCUAUGAGUGUACGACCGGGGUCCGCUAUGAGCUCUCGUGGGCCUCCUCCACCACCUGUCGCUGUAAAGAAAACAAGAGCACCUGCCAAACCUCGAACUGAUGCAUCAAAACCAGGUCCAGGUCGACCCCGCAAGAAGUCUCCUCCAGUGACUGGUUCUGAUAGCAAUUUGAAGAAUAACAUUGGGGCUGUUUCAACUGCAGAAAAUAGUAACCAGUCAUCUGACGUUGAUAGUCUAACCUCUGGUAUGAAGAAAAUCAAGAUUAGUCUUCUGACUAAAGCACAGAAAGAAGCCAAGGAAGAAGAAAAGCAUAGGGUAAAGAUUGAAUCGAGCCAGGAAGAUGGGAAAGUAUCCCCAAAUAUGUCAAAUGAAACACCACCUACAACAGCCAAUUCUGAGACGACCUACAAUCAAUCUGCAGCUUCCACACCAAUAAUGAGUAUUUCACCUGGACCUUCAACCCCUCAACUAUUUGUUCCUCUACAUGAUUCUGCUCAAUUGAAAGAGCCUGAACAAGCUCCCUUACCGAUUAGUUCACCUAUCGAUCCUCCCAUGGAACAAUAUGAAUCCGGAAAUGUUUCGGAUCAUUCAUCAACUUACAGCGCGGACAAAUUUGUGCUCUUUCAACCACAAGGCCCGAUUCCCAGCACGAUAGCACAACAAGAACCACUUCGAUGGUUACCACCGAAUACAAACACACCAGUUGCAGCGAAGAAAUAUGAUCUUCCAGUAUUCACAUCCACCUCCGCCAUACCUUUUGCUUCGAAUUCUGACGUUGACAAUCAAAACGAACCUUCAAAUUCACACGUCGAACAAGAUUCAUCCCCAUCUGAAUCUACACAAUUAGCUUCCUCGAUCUGGGAUAUUCCUACUACACCCCGGGAUCAAUAG